Messenger RNA from Chaetomium globosum CBS 148.51, 1461 nucleotides. RefSeq lists its product as uncharacterized. Gene Ontology annotation, biological process: GPI anchor biosynthetic process. The record is from RefSeq and is a predicted model, not a curated record. The transcript is spliced from 2 exons. Gene Ontology annotation, cellular component: glycosylphosphatidylinositol-N-acetylglucosaminyltransferase (GPI-GnT) complex. Lineage: Eukaryota; Fungi; Ascomycota; Sordariomycetes; Sordariales; Chaetomiaceae. Gene Ontology annotation, molecular function: phosphatidylinositol N-acetylglucosaminyltransferase activity. The coding region runs from base 1 to 1461 and encodes 486 amino acids.
AUGGCGCCCACGUACAAUAUCGCCAUGGUUAGCGACUUCUUUUUUCCACAGCCCGGCGGUGUCGAGAGCCACAUCUACCAGCUGUCAUCAAAACUGCGCGACCGGGGCCACAAAGUCAUCAUCAUUACCCACGCUUACAAAGGCCGUACCGGUGUACGCUAUCUUACAAACGGCCUCAAGGUCUAUCAUGUACCAUUUUUUGUGCUCUACCGGUCCGCCAGUUUCCCGACAGUAUUCUCAUUCUUCCCCAUAUUCCGCAACAUCAUACUCCGAGAACGCAUCGAUAUUGUGCACGGCCAUGCCUCCCUGAGCAGCUUAUGCCACGAGGCCAUCCUCCACGCCAGAACCAUGGGCCUCAGGACAGUUUAUACAGAUCAUUCGCUCUUUGGAUUCGCCGAUGCCGCGAGCAUUUUCGCCAACAAACUUCUGAAGUUCAGUCUCAGCGACGUGGACCAUGUCAUUUGUGUGAGCCACACAUGCAAAGAAAAUACCGUCCUCCGCGCCUCUCUUGACCCGCUCAUGGUCUCCGUCAUCCCGAACGCCGUGGUAGCAGAAAACUUCAGGCCCUUGGACUACACCGAGCCCUCGCCACGCUCUUUCGCCCCUCACCACCCACCUCCCGCGCGUCCCCUUGGUCCGCAUGACAUGAUCACCAUCGUAGUUAUCUCACGGCUCUUCUAUAACAAGGGCACCGAUCUCCUCACCGCCGCCAUCCCACGGAUCCUCCACAACCACCCGCACACACGCUUCAUCAUCGCCGGCGACGGGCCCAAAGCUAUCGACCUUGAACAAAUGAUCGAACAAAACGUGCUACAAGACCGCGUUGAGAUGCUCGGCCCCAUCCGCCACGAAGAAGUCCGCGACGUCAUGGUGCGGGGCCACAUCUACCUGCACCCAUCCUUAACAGAGGCCUUUGGUACCGUCAUCGUCGAGGCCGCCAGCUGCGGGCUGUACGUCGUGUGCACCCAGGUCGGCGGCAUUCCCGAGGUGCUACCCUCGCACAUGACCGUUUUCGCGAAGCCCGAAGAGGACGACCUCGUGACGGCCACGGGCAAGGCCAUCGCCGCCCUGCGCGCCAACAAGGUCCGCACCGAGCUCUUCCACGAGCAGGUCAAGAGCAUGUACUCGUGGACCAACGUCGCCAUGCGCGCCGAGCGCGUUUACAACGGCAUCUCGGGCGCCAUCAGCGAGGCCGAGUUCUACGGGUACGAUGCCGCUAAUGGCGCCGGCAGCUGGAGUGCCACGAGGGGCCGGUCUGGCGUGCAGAGUUUUGCGCUCAUCGACCGGCUGAAGAGAUACUAUGGGUGCGGCACCUGGGCGGGGAAGCUGUUUUGCUUGUGUGUGAUUGUGGAUUAUUUGAUCUUUCUGGCGCUGGAGUUGUGGUUUCCGAGAGAUCGCAUCGAUAUCUGUCCGGACUGGCCGAGGAAGGAGAGGAAGGUCGACGGGAAGGAUGCUGGGUGA